UGAGCGUCUCUAGCUGCGGACUGACUGACUCUAACUCUCUAACUCUCUGACAGUGAAUGGAUUAUUACAGACCGUGAGAGCUGAUCAGGAGCCAUGCAGCCUGUGAACGUUGGCACACACACACUGACAGGAUGAACUCUUCCCUUCUCGCUCUGUCUCUCAUGUUCCUCAUUGACUCUGUGUUCGGCUCCCUCCCCGCUCCAGUCAAUGUUAGCAUGAGCUCUACCGACUUUCAUCACUUCCUGCGGUGGGAUCCUGGACCCGGCACCCCCCCGGGAACGCUGUACAAGAUCUUCAAUAGUCUGCGCAAGACCAGACACAAUAUAACAGAGACCACAGAGACAUCACUGUGGCUUCAACUUGACAAAACCAGGACAUAUAGACUGACUGUCCAGGCGUACUACAACCAAACCCAGCACAGUCCACCGUCCAGUGAACUCAUCUUCAUUCCUGGCGAACAUACUAAAUUAAGUGCUCCAAAGCUGUCGCUGGCUGGAUGUGGCGACUGCAUCCACAUCAACAUUUCCCUGAAGGAGGAGGUCCAAGAAUUUUACAAUCCCAGAUUCACAUUGCUGUGGUGGAAACGGAACGAACCAAAGGGUAACCAUGAAAUAAGCACAACAGACAAACCAAGUUUCACUCUUGAUAACUUGGAGAAAGGCGAGGAGUACUGUGUGCAGGUGGAAACAGAGGCUAUGACCAACCACUUUCCGAAAUCAGCUGUGAGCUGCACCUUCACCAGCGUGGUGGACACAAACAGAGUCUAUGUUAUUUUAGGUGCAGUUGCUGGUACGGUGAUAUUUGUAAUCGGUGCCUUUACGAGCGUCGUGCUUUGCCUCCAGUACACCGGCUUCCUGUGUAAACUGAAGGCGACUCUGCCCAGAGCUCUGACUGCAGUAAGAAACUCGACUCUUCUCUCCGGUAAGAUCCUGACGCUGGAGCAGACGAUCCCUGACCUGAUCUCUGUCCGCUCGGAGACGGACACACAAGAUAAGAGUAGAAACCCCACAGUGCCUCUUCCUGUCCCCAAGUCCACUAGCACAGGGAACGAGGUAGAAGAAGAAGAAGAUGAUGAAGAGGAGGAAGAUGGAGCGCAAAACCCCUACAUGGACAGAGACGGCGGACUAUCCUCGGGGGAAAACUCCCACCAGGACAGUCGGGAUGUGACGGCGAACGGCGCGCUGGCUGCACAAGAAUCGACUCUUCUCUCCGGUAAGAUCCUGACGCUGGAGCAGACGAUCCCUGACCUGAUCUCUGUCCGCUCGGAGACGGAAGAUGGAACGCAAAACCCCUACAUGGACAGAGACAGCGGACUAUCCUCAGGGGAAAAUUCCCACCAGGACAGUCGGGAUGUGACGGCUGAGGUGGAGGAAGCGGACACGGAGUUGAAUCCAUAUGAGGGUAAAGAUAGAGGAGAGGUUUCUGUUGUGUCUGAGAGGCGUCAAACUGGAGUCCAGGGAUAUGGCACAGGUCAGGAGGAAGAGGAGGAGGAGCAGAUAAAGGAGGAGGCGUGCCACAGCUCGGGCAAUAUCAACCUGUUCUCGGUCACCCUCACCGCGCUGGCUGAUGUAGAGCGGUCGUCCUCCAGUUGGAAGACGGGUGGUUUGAUUCCCGGCUCCUCCAGUCCACAUGUCCACAUGUCCACACUUAACCCCAGAUUUGUCCCGUUGCUGCGGCCACAGUGUGUGAAUGAGAAAGAAUGGUUUAAUUCCCCUGAUGAGCAGGUUGGCACCCUGCCUGGUAGCCCUGCCAUCAGCGUGUGA
Scomber japonicus (chub mackerel) is the source of this 1763-nucleotide messenger RNA. RefSeq names its product interferon lambda receptor 1-like. NCBI's taxonomy places the organism in Eukaryota, Metazoa, Chordata, Actinopteri, Scombriformes, Scombridae. The transcript has 10 exons. The coding region runs from base 132 to 1763 and encodes 543 amino acids. Gene Ontology annotation, molecular function: protein binding. The record is from RefSeq and is a predicted model, not a curated record.